Molecule: messenger RNA, 387 nt
Organism: Fonsecaea pedrosoi CBS 271.37
Lineage: Eukaryota; Fungi; Ascomycota; Eurotiomycetes; Chaetothyriales; Herpotrichiellaceae
Exons: 2
Coding region: 1-387 (128 amino acids)
Source: RefSeq, a predicted model, not a curated record
AUGCUCAAACUCAUUUUCAACCGCUUCAUCAGCAUCUUUGCUAGCAUCCUCUCCUUGCAAGUUCUGACCAGCACGGCGAUGCCAUUCCCCGUCACCAACAUCACCGAUAUCGGUUCUAACAGCUGUAUCUGGGAUUUCAGCCCAACUAUUUGCGGCGAGGAUGUCAGCUAUCAACAGCUUGUCUAUCCACCCACCACUGGGUGCAUGCCUCUUGCAACUGGGAUGAAGAAUGUGUGGACAAAUGAAUGUUCCAGCUGGUUUGGUGAGCACUACCAGAUUACUGUCGUCCCCCUGUCACUAUCAGGGGCUAAUCCAGGGGAUGUGCGCAGGAGCUUGUACAAUGUGGAUGCAGCCCGAUUGUACCGGAGAAUGGUCGUUGAGAAUUGA